CCCGGAGCGGGGCCGUGGCACAGCGCUCGCCCUGAGCCCGGCACGGCGCAGCGCUCGCCCUGAGCCCCGGGCGCUGCCCCGAGCCCGGCAUGGCCCUGCGGCGGCUCCUGCAGCCCAGCUCCAGCUCCAGCUCCUGCGAGGAGCCGGCGCUGCCCGCGGACGGCAGGAGGAUGCAGCACCUGGCCAGCACGGUGGGCACGCUGCCCCGCGGGCGCAGGCAGCUCCCCCUGGCCAGAUCCAGCUCCUUGGGCGACCCCUCCAAGCCGCAGAGGAACCUCGUUGCUAUACUGAAAGAAGAUAAAGAGACAUUUGGGUUUGAAAUCCAGACCAUUAGGUUCCCACACCAGAAUGAUUUCUCCCUGGAGGUGUGCACCUGUGUCUGCAGAAUCCAAGAGGAGAGCCCUGCCCACCUCUCCGGCCUCCAGACUGGUGACAUCCUCAGCAGCAUCAACGGCGUGAACAUCGAGGGCUUCGGGCACAAGCAAAUAGUGGAGUUGAUAAAGUCUUCAGGGAACUACUUGAGGUUGGAGACUGUCAACGGGGCCUUGUUCCUGAGGAAAAUGGAGCUGGAGACCAAACUGCAGGCUCUCAAGGCGCUGCACCAGCGGUGGGGGGAGCUGCGGGCGCUGCUGGCCCGGGAGCGGCUCCUGCUGCACGGGGAGGUGAACGACAACGCCCUGCUGGCUGCGCUGGAGCCGGGAGAGCCCAGCUCGGGCGGCGGCUGCAGCUCCCCGGGACCCUUCUCCCCAGGCCAGCCGCGCUUCUCCAGCGAGAGCAGCUCCCGCAGCCGCCUGAGCUCCAUGACGGUGGGCAGCGAGGACAGCUUCUACCAGGGCAGCGCCUUCGAGGACUGGGCUGCGGAGAGCCUGAGCCGGCAGUCCAGCGUGGACGAUGACUGUGUGUUCCCCAGGGACGGCCCCGCGGGCCGGGGCUCCGUGCGCCGGCACCGCAGCAUCAGCCUGGCCAGCAGCGGCUCCGCGUCCCCGCUCUGGGACAGCGGCGGCUGCUCCGGCAGCUUCGGCACCCUCCCGCGCAAGAGCCGCCGAGCCAGCGUUCGGAAGCACCUCUUGAAAUUCAUUCCGGGCUUUCACCGGGCGGUAGAAGAGGAAGAAAGCCGGGUCUGAUGUCGCAGUGCCGCCCUCGAUGCCCGGGCUCUGUGGCCUGAGGCUGCCCCGCGGGGACACACGGCGGCGGCACCGCAGGACGCUCCCCCAGACUACAGCUCUGAUCAGAGUCACAUGCCUCUGGGGUCCUAAUUAUUUUCAUUUUCAAUCAGAGCACGCUGCGGACCUCUUCAUUAACAUGAAAAAUGAGUGACUCCAAAAUGUGAAGAACCUUUGCAGAACUUCCUCAGCGAACUUUACUGUUAAUAACAGUUUUUAAUUGAAUGCGAAAUUGAUAGCUAUUUAUUUCCUGUUACCGGAGUCAGUGUCUUCCAAAGGUCUUCAAUAAAAUGAGUGCUUCUACUCAAA
Haemorhous mexicanus (house finch) is the source of this 1472-nucleotide messenger RNA. It is a transcript of the gene CYTIP, whose product is annotated as cytohesin 1 interacting protein. Gene Ontology annotation, biological process: regulation of cell adhesion. NCBI's taxonomy places the organism in Eukaryota, Metazoa, Chordata, Aves, Passeriformes, Fringillidae. Gene Ontology annotation, cellular component: cell cortex. The transcript has 8 exons. The record is from RefSeq and is a predicted model, not a curated record. The coding region runs from base 90 to 1124 and encodes 344 amino acids. Gene Ontology annotation, molecular function: protein binding.